Tarenaya hassleriana is the source of this 1387-nucleotide messenger RNA. RefSeq lists its product as uncharacterized. NCBI's taxonomy places the organism in Eukaryota, Viridiplantae, Streptophyta, Magnoliopsida, Brassicales, Cleomaceae. The annotation marks the transcript as partial. The transcript has 3 exons. The record is from RefSeq and is a predicted model, not a curated record.
CCUUGCUUUCGCUGCUUUUUCAGUGAGAGCUCUUCGCUGUUCUUUCUCUCUCUCUCUCUCUCUCUCUCUCUCUCUCUCUCUCUGCUGGUGCGUUUUUUUUUCUCUGUGAGAAUCGAUGGAAAAGAGACAAGGGUUUUUCUCAGCGUUGAAGGAGGAAGUGGUUCGGGGAUUGUCUCCGGCGAGGUCGAGAGCGAAGAGUCCGGCGAGGAAAGGCUCUUCUAUGUCGAGCCUUCUGCGGCGGAGAAAAGGCGGAGACCGCUCGACGGCGGCGGCGAAGAUGGAGCUGGUGAUCGCGAGAUCCGGAAGCUUCGUGCGGCCGUACCCGGAGGCUCUGUCUCCGUUGAAGGAAGGUCCCGAUCCGGAUGGUCCUGUAGACAGCAGAGGUCACCGGUGGGCUCACUGGCUCCCGAGGGCUCCCUCCGUGAGCUCCUCCGCGUCGUCGUCCGCUCCUGCUUCAGCCGUCGGAGAACGAUCUGAUUUGAGAUUGCUGCUGGGAGUUCUGGGCGCACCGUUGGCUCCUGUGCACGUCAGCGCAGCGGAUCCUCUUCCACACCUCACCAUCAAGGACACUCCCAUUGAAACCUCAUCUGCACAAUACAUAUUGCAGCAAUACAGAGCUGCAUCCGGUGGCCAGAAGCUUCAGAGCUCGGUCCAUAAUGCGUAUGCCAUGGGAAGGGUUAGGAUGGUUGCUUUGGAGUUUGAGAGCGCUAACAGAGUCGCAAAGACCCGAAACUUCUCAAAGGCCGUGGAGUCGGGUGGGUUUGUUCUGUGGCAGAUGAAUCCCGACAUGUGGUAUGUAGAGCUCGCACUUGGAAAAAGCAAAGUUCAUGCUGGCUGCAACGGGAAACUCGUGUGGAGGCACACACCUUGGCUCGGCCCCCAUGCUGCAAAAGGACCAGUGAGGCCACUACGUAGAGCGCUUCAGGGUCUUGACCCGAGAACAACGGCUAGUAUGUUUGCUAAUGCGAGAUGCAUCGGUGAGAAGAAGGUGAACGGAGAAGAUUGCUUUAUCCUGAAGCUCUGUGCAGAUGCCACAACUCUUAAAUCCAGAAGUGAAGGACCGGCCGAGAUAAUAAGGCAUGCGCUGUUUGGCUACUUCAGUCAGAAAACCGGCCUACUGAUCCAUCUUGAAGAUUCCCAUCUAACCCGAAUUCAGAACAAUGGAGGCGAAGCAGUGUAUUGGGAGACUACAAUAAACUCAUUCCUCGAUGAUUACAAACCCGUGGAGGGGAUAAUGAUCGCUCAUUCAGGUAGGUCCAUAGUUACAUUAUUUAGGUUUGGGGAGACGGCAAUGAGCCACACAAGGACCACAAUGGAAGAAGCUUGGGUGAUUGAAGAAGUUGCAUUUAAUGUCCCGGGCUUGUCGGUAGACUGCUUCAUCCCUCCU